Molecule: messenger RNA, 2442 nt
Organism: Coffea eugenioides
Lineage: Eukaryota; Viridiplantae; Streptophyta; Magnoliopsida; Gentianales; Rubiaceae
Exons: 7
Coding region: 1-2442 (813 amino acids)
Biological process (GO): DNA integration
Molecular function (GO): nucleic acid binding
Source: RefSeq, a predicted model, not a curated record
AUGACCUUAAGGAGUGGCAAGGAAGUUCAAGGACCCGAACCGGUGGUUCUUAAAGACAAGGACGAGGAACGGAUUGAGAAAGAAUUGGAAGAGGAGGGCACAGACAACAAAAAUGCAAAGGUACCCUCGAACCCAAUUCCUACAACUAAAACUAAUCCACCUCCCUUUCCUAGCAGGUUAGAGAAACCAAAGAAGCAAGACAAGGAAAAAGAGGUCUUGGAGAUCUUUCGCAAGGUGGAGAUCAACAUACCCCUGCUGGAUGCGAUUAAACAAGUACCCAGGUACGCAAAAUUUUUGAGGGACCUGUGUGCCAACCGCAAGCGGUUAAAGGGGGAUGAACGAGUUAUAGUUGGGGAGAAUGUUUCAGCAAUUCUACAAAGGAAACUUCCACCAAAAUGCGGAGAUCCAGGCCCUUUGAAAGAGACUGGGAUAAUAAUCCAAUUAGCUGACAGGACCAAUGCAUACCCUGACGGGUUGAUUGAAGAUGUUUUGGAGGUUUUUGAAAUUGAAGGCAGGGAUGAACUAGAGGUCGUCCUGACCAGGCACUUUGAGUCCGAAACAACCUCUAGGGUAGAGUUGAGUGAAGAGCUUAAAUGCGUGAUUGGAUCGUUGCAAACGUUACCAACCACGAAGACAAGGUAUGAUCUUGCACCGAUUUUCAUACCCGAAUCUCAUCAAAGGUUACUUCCAUCUGUGGUGCAGGCACCUGUCUUGGAACUAAAACCACUGCCGAAACACCUAAAGUAUGUAUACUUAGGUGAAGGGGAGACACUUCCAGUGAUCAUCUCCGCGGGUUUAUCAAAGGUUCAAGAAGAGAAACUACUUCGAGUUCUUAGGGAACACAAGCAGGCGAUAGGAUGGACCAUCGCCGACAUCAAGGGAAUUAGCCCUGCGGUGUGUAUGCACCGAAUUCGACUCGAGGAGAAUGCUAAACCCGUACGGCAAGCUCAACGGAGAUUAAAUCCUCUCAUGAUGGAGGUCGUAAAGAAAGAGAUUUUAAAACUGCUGGACGUUGGAAUUAUAUUUGCAAUAUCAGAUAGCCCGUGGGUAAGUCCAGUACAGGUGGUCCCGAAGAAGGCAGGGGUGACAGUGGAAUCAAACCAAGAGGAAUAUGUUGAGAAGAUUAUUGAGGUUUUCAUGGACGAUUUUAGUGUAUAUGGUAUUGAGGUUGAUAAGGCAAAAAUAGAUGUUAUAUCUACUUUACCUUACCCCGCGAGUGUGCGGGAAGUUCGUUCCUUCUUGGGUCACGCAGGUUUCUAUAGAAGGUUCAUCAAGGACUUCUCAAAAAUUGGAGCACCCUUGUUCCAACUUUUGCAAAAAGAUGUAUCCUUCGAAUUUGAUGAAACAUGUAAGGGGGCAUUCAAUAAGUUAAAGGAGUUAUUGACCACCUCACCUAUUAUCCAACCCCCUGACUGGAACCUCCCAUUCGAGAUCAUGUGCGACGCCAGUGACUAUGCAGUUGGUGCGGUAUUGGGUCAAAGAGUAGGAAAAGCAGCUCAUGCUAUUUACUACGCAUCUCGAGCCUUGAACGGAGCUCAAUUGAACUAUUCAACCACCGAAAAGGAGCUUUUAGCAAUUAUUUUUGCCUUAGAGAAAUUUCGGUCUUAUUUACUUGGUGCUAAAGUUAUUAUUUUUUCUGAUCAUGCAGCUUUGCGGUAUCUGCUGACCAAAAAAGAGGCAAAACCGCGAUUGAUACGGUGGAUAUUGUUGCUACAGGAGUUCAACCUGGAGAUCCGAGAUAAGAAAGGGGCGGAGAAUCUGGUAGCAGAUCACUUGAGUCGAGUACAAGUCAUCGAAGAUGACAUCCCAUUGAGAGAAGCAUUCCCCGAGGAGCAUUUAUUUUAUAUUAACUCAUCUUUGCCUUGGAGAUAUGGUGUCUUGCACAAAGUCUCUACAUCAUACCAUCCUCAGACAAAUGGUCAGGCGGAAACAUCGAACCGAGAGAUCAAAUCAAUUCUAGAAAAGAUGGUCCGACCCGAUAGGAAGGAUUGGAGUGUGAGACUAGAUGAUGCACUAUGGGCAUAUAGGACAGCAUACAAGACACCCAUUGGCAUGUCCCCUUACCGAUUGGUAUUUGGAAAGCCAUGUCAUCUCCCGGUCGAGUUUGAGCAUAGAGCAUUUUGGGCGGUCAAACAAUGCAACAUGGAUAUCGAGGAAGGCGGAAUUCAAAGAAAGUUACAAUUACUAGAGUUGGAAGAAAUUCGAAAUGAAGCAUACGAGAAUGCAGUGAUCUAUAAGGAGAAGAAUCAGAUCUUUCAUGACCAACAGAUCUCUAGGAAGACAUUCGUCUGUGGGCAAAAAGUUUUACUAUACCACUCCAAAUUGAAACUAUUUCCAGCAACUGUUGUCUAUUGUGGUUUGGAGUGCAAUUUGGAAAGAAUGGUGAAACCACGAUCCCGACCCUUUGACCUCCGCUCCGCCUCCUCCAACUACAGGUGCUAA